ACACGGACAACAGGAGAACAAGAUCAGUUCAACAUGAGUAAGGAGAAAUAUCAAGGAUCUCGCAGGCAGAAGAGGAGCGAUGACCUUCGGAUUGUUUUGUUGGGAAAGACAGGAGCAGGGAAGAGUGCAGCAGGAAAUACCAUCUUAGGAAGAGAAGCAUUUCAAUCUCAACUCUCUGCUUCUUCUUGGACAUUUCAGUGCAAGAGCGCCGAGGGCGAGGUCGGAGGCCGAAAGGUGACUGUCAUAGACACGCCGGGGCUUUUUGACACUAAUUUUGCCCAAGAAGAAGUGUUGAAAAAGAUUGAUGAAUGUAUUCCUCUGUCUGCUCCUGGUCCUCAUGCCUUCCUGUUGGUGCUAAGGCUGGGAAGAUUCACCCAGGAGGAGAAAGACACCAUCAAGAUAAUUCAAAGUACUUUUGGUGAAGAGGCCAUUAAAUAUUUAAUGCUAUUGUUCACACAUGGAGACAAACUGAAGAAGCAAACCAUUGACGGCUUUGUUUCGAAGAGCGGGGAACUCUGCGAGCUCAUCGAGUUCUGCUGCGGGCGAUACCAUGUCUUCAACAACCUGGCGAAAGACCAGGGACAGACCAUUGAGCUCCUGGAGAAAAUUAACAGAAUGACAGAAGAGAAUGACGGAGGACACUACACCAUGAAGAUGUUCCAGAGAGCAAGAAGGGUCUCACAGGUUGAGAAAAGAAGAGAGUCAAAGGAGCUGGAGGCAGCAGAGCGGCAGAGGAGGAAAUCACUGAAGGAAGAAGUCAAGAGAGAAAUGAAUUUAACGGGAGAGUCGGCCAAACGGGAGAAAUGUCUUCUGCAGUAGGAGAUGGAGGCAUUGUGGGUAGACACAGGCAGGUGAUAUUGGUGAACAGAUGAGGCAACAGAUCUGUUCAUCUCAUGUUAGUCAGGACUGUACGACGGUGGCUGAAUAUCAACAUUGAAUGACGUGUUUCAAAGUGUUACACACAUCUGUUACAGUACUCAGCCGCUAAAUAAUUAAUUUAUCAAUGAUUUUCCUUUGAAAUCAGCAGUAUAGUAAUGACCUGAUUUCCUCUGUCAUCACUUGUCAAUAUUUUAAUAUACUCAUCAAUCAACAGUUCAUUUCUGAACAGAUAUAUACAGUUUAAAGGGAAAUAGCAAAAUACAAAGGAGUGGCUGAGCCCCCUUUGGUUCUGGCUCUGUUUGCAAACUCCACAUUUAGUUUGUCUAAUUCUUUUACGGGCAAGGUGACUUGAUAAGUGCAUCAAUGGAGGAGCAGGAAAGACAUCACACAUUAUCAAGGCCGCCUUGAGUUUGACACGUGUGUCUUAAAGUGAUAGUUCAAGUUAUUUCAGGAGUGGGUGUACUUUGUCAUGUGCACCAAGUUCAAAUGUGUUAUUUUGUGACUUUGAAAUUCUAAGUUCUCACAAAUCCAAGUGACCAAGGACCACUUAACUCAUAAAACAACACUCAUGGACCACCUAACUUAAAAUAACCCCAAAACAGCUGCGGUCAGCAGUGUCGCAAACCAGUCCACUGCACUGCUCGAGCCGGACAAUGCCACAAAACAAAUAUUUUUUGAUUUUACACUCUUGAUUGCUAGCUGAUUUGAUAUUAAAAACAACACAUAUAUGUCACAGGCCAUUUGAGAAACACUGAAAGCGGGGUCGCUCACGUACCACAAGUGGUCCACAGACCACCCUUUGAGAAAGGCUGACCAAGAGGAGGGUGAGCAGUGUAUACACUUCUUAUUCCACCCAGAAGCUGCCAAAGGUGGUCAUGUAGUCUCUUCUACGGAUAAAUGAACAUCUACCUAUUUAACAUACUAAUGUCUCAGCAGAUGUACAUUUAGCUCAUUGUGCAAUAUGGUAAUAUCAUGUAAUUCAUAUCAGGGGAUAUUGGUGUUUGCUGAUAUCCAUUUUAAAGCAUUAUAUAAUACCAAUACGGUGCCAAUAAUAUCAUGCAUCUCAAAUCCUUUGUGCACCCUGUGUCCGAUGUGUUUUCACUGAGGGCGAGCAUCUAUGCCAGGGGUGUCAAACA
This is a messenger RNA of Solea senegalensis (Senegalese sole), 2015 nucleotides long. Its product is annotated as GTPase IMAP family member 9-like. Lineage: Eukaryota; Metazoa; Chordata; Actinopteri; Pleuronectiformes; Soleidae. The transcript is spliced from 2 exons. Gene Ontology annotation, molecular function: GTP binding. Bases 34 to 819 code for a protein of 261 amino acids. The record is from RefSeq and is a predicted model, not a curated record.